UUGGACCCAUUGUGAUGCGAAUCAGGUGAUUUUUCUCACCCAUAAAAAAUGUAAGUGUUUUUUUUUUCUUUACUCACCUUGAUUUAUCAUUACAACCUGUUUUAUAUAUAUAAUUUCUUCUUCAGGAUCCCCAACCCCUUCUGUCCAAAUCACCUACCAUCUCAGCUUUUAAAGAAACACAGUGAAUAUCCUGAUGUUUCCUCGGGGUGCACUGGUUACCUCCAAAAACAUUCACAAGAUGAAUGGAACUGAUGUGUGUAAGGAAAUAGGGACGGUCUCUUUCAUUCCUGAUCCCAGACGGAAACCUUAAAACCAUCAGGAAGAUGCACCAUCGAUUUGCCAGCAGAGGUCGUUACUGCAGCAGUUAUGAGGAACCCCUCUCAUCAAUCCCUACAAGCCAAUCAUCCGUGAAGGCGGCCGACCUGACGGGUUGCUGUGGGUCCAGAGUCUGUCCGGAAACAAUGGACACAAGGUUUCAUACAACGAGAUAAAAAGCCUGAAGUUCCCACAAUGAACCACUAGAUGGAGACAAGAACACCACAGCAGCUCUUCUAUGGUAUCAGAUGGAGACGAUGCUGACUUUAGCCUUGGCGCUCUGCCUGCUCCUCAUUUCCACUGUCCACUCACUUCCCCCCGGGUUCCAGGUUCGUUUGAAGGGAGGAGCAGGUGCUCAUGAGGGUCGGGUGGAGGUUUAUUAUAAUGGUGCCUGGGGGACCGUGUGUGACGAUGAGGUGAACAUCAACCUGGUGAACGUUAUCUGCAGAGAACUCGGUUACACCCGAGGAGUAACGUGGGCACACAGUGCCAGAUACGGACAGGGACAGGGACCCAUCUGGUUGGACAAUGUGGUUUGCACGGGCUCUGAGACUUCGGUCUCUGAAUGUCGUUCCAACGGUUGGGGUGUAAAUGACUGCAGCCAUGCUGAGGACCUUGCAGUAACGUGCAGCACAGAAGCUCCGCGCCAGGGCCACGUCCCCCGUUACAAUGAGCCUGCACAGCCUGCCCCCACUGCCUAUCGUUUGCCAUCUCAGACAACACCCUAUAACUGGUCGACUCGGCGGGGCCACGAAAUCGCCCUGAACCGCAACGCGGGCCGGGACCGUUCCCAGGGUUCCUCGCCGCGUGGCCAUCAGAUCCAGCUGCGCAGAAACGGGAAUGAAAACUCAGCCACACGCCGGCAAGACAACUUAGUGCCACAAGGGCACCAGCUGCCCAAUUACCUGCGCAAUGGACCAUUGUACAGACGCAAUCAGGAAAAUCAACCUCGAGCCCAGACUUCUGGUGCUCAGAGAUCCUCAGCUCCAGAACCAGCUCCACUGUCCAGAUCUGAACAGUCACAUCCCAACACAGAGCAAGACAACAGAAUGAACACUGACUUCUCUAACACUAUAGAGCAGACCGGAGGAAGGACCAGUCUGGAGGAGGUGCGACUCCGUCCGGUCUUGCCCGGAACGCGAGGCACUGGCAUGGUAACUGAAGGAGUGCUUGAAGUAAAGCAUGCUGGGAGGUGGAGGCACGUGUGUAGCCUGGGCUGGGAUCUGAGCAGCAGUCGAGUGGCGUGUGGGAUGCUGGGAUUUCCUAAAGCCGAGCAGCACGAUGAGCGCUUGUACAGGAAACAUUGGGAUUCCAAGAUUGCAGAUCCAGCCACACGUUCUACAGUCAGUAAGAAGGGCUACUGGGUGGAGAAGGUGAAGUGUUCAGGCACUGAGAUGUCCUUAUCACAAUGCCAGACUCAACUCUCUAUUGCACGUAAUACCGUUCCAUGUAACGGCGGUAUGCAUGCUGUGGUGCGAUGUGUACCAGGUCCACAGUUCUCCCAACUUUCCACAUCUGGUCAGUUUCAAGGCGAGCACUCCUCCAAGGUGGUUCGUCUAAAGGCUGGUCCCAGGCUCGGAGAGGGACGUGUGGAGGUCUUGAAGGAGGGCAAAUGGGGCACGGUGUGUGAUCACUUGUGGGAUCUGAGUGCAGCCAGCGUUGCUUGUAGGGAGUUGGGCUUUGGCACUGCCAAAGAGGCAAUUAGAGGUGCAAUGUUAGGCCAAGGUACCGGUCCGAUCCAUAUAAACUCAGUACAGUGUACGGGCAGAGAGAGCUCUGUAAUGCAGUGCCAGUAUCGUGAUGUCCCCCUGUAUACCUGCAAACACAACCAAGACGUUUCUGUACGCUGCAAUGUUCCCAAAACUGGCCUGGCAGCCACAGUGCGUUUAGCAGGAGGGCGGGACACCUCAGAGGGCCGAGUGGAGGUGUUGCUUGAUGGGCGCUGGGGUUCUGUGUGCAGUGAGAACUGGGGCAUUAAUGAGGCCAUGGUAGUCUGCAGACAGCUAGGACUGGGCUUUGCUUCCACAGCUCACCAGGAAACCUGGUACUGGCCUGGAAACUCGGAUGCCGGAGAGAUUGUCCUCAGUGGGACUCAUUGUGUUGGGACAGAAAUGUCCAUCCAGCAGUGCAGGCGGAAUGGAAACGUGUACUGUCCUCGCGGGGCUGGAGGCAGAGCUGCUGGGGUCACCUGUGUAGAGGCUGCACCUGACCUGGUGGUGGACUCUCAGCUAGUCCAGGAGUCGGCGUAUCUAGAGGACCGCCCUCUACACCUGCUUACCUGCGCCCAUGAAGAGCGCUGUCUCUCGUCCUCAGCCGACAGCAUGAACUGGCCCUACGGUCACCGGCGCCUGCUGCGCUUCUCCUCACGCAUCAUGAACCUGGGGCGUGCCGACUUCCGGCCACGGGCGUCACGUAAUGACUGGGUCUGGCACCAGUGUCACAGGCACUACCACAGCAUUGAAGUAUUUACACACUAUGACCUGCUGACCAUGAAUGGCACAAAGGUGGCAGAGGGUCACAAAGCCAGCUUCUGUCUAGAGGACACAUUCUGCCCUGAAGGUCUGUCAAAGCGCUACUCCUGCUAUAACAUGGGGGACCAGGGCAUCACAGUGGGUUGCUGGGAUACGUAUCGCCAUGACAUCGACUGUCAGUGGAUUGACGUGACUGAUGUCAGGCCAGGAGACUACAUCUUUCAGGUGGAAGUGAACCCCUCACUGGACAUGGCUGAAUCUGACUUCCAGAAUAAUGUUAUGAGAUGCAGAUGCAGAUACGAUGGUGGAAGAGUCUACCUUUACGGAUGUCAUGCAGGUGAUGCAUACAGCACAGAGGUGGAGGAUCUGUUUGAACACCGGCGUCAAAUUUCUAACAACUUCCUCUAAUACAGGACAGAAUAUCCAGAACAUCACCACCAGGAUUUACACUUUUUUGUCAGUUUAACUACAGAUGAAAGAGAAGGAAAUAAGACAAACAGAUCAUGUGCAGUAGGAUUGAGAUUCUUGAGAUUUAAUCAAUGGAAGUGUAUAAACGGGUUUAUCUAAAGUAGCAGAACAAAUAAAUAAAAGGGGGGGAGAACGGUUUAAUAAGACAUCAUGUGUGAAAUAUAGAGGGUAUCCAACAUUUCCACCUUUGCAGCCAUGGUAACUUUAUUUUAGAUUUAAUGAUAUUUUGCAAAGAAUAAACUAAUCUAAUAAUAUACUAGUGAUUAGCACCUGCAUGUUGCUAGUAUAUUGAAGAUCUCUGCUAUCAUAAGUUCAUGUCUGUAAACAACUACUUUCUUCACAUUUUAAAAUGCUCUCGAGAAUAAAUGUACCUAAAUAUGAGUACUUAAUGCUAAGGUGCUACACAAUUGGAUCUUGUAGUACACUGUUCUACCUUCCAACUACAUGAACAUUCCCAGGUGAAAUAUACAAACAUAGUGGGCAUACCAGUAAAUGUUUUUUAUCUUUAAAUGUUAAUUGCAUGUAGCUAUUAGAAGUGUCUCAUAUAUUUGUUAAUUUAAAAUGACCAGAGACGAGUCCCAUGACUUGAUUAAGGGUGUAACAUAUUAAAAUAGGUACAUUGUGACCUUUUGUACAGAGUUGUACAGCAGAUGUCAUUGAUGAAACCAAAAGGCAAUUUUUAGGAUAUAUUACGUAAUUUACAACUAACAAUUUACCUUUAGUAUUAAAGAAAAACAUAGUUCCUUUUAUUUAUGAACAUGUAAAAACAGAGGCUCUUAGCUUAAGUCUUGCUUGUGUUUUCUACAUUUGUCAUGGCAUUAACUUUAGGAUUCAGGUUCUUUGUGGGAUUUUUUUGUGCAUUAUUAGAAACAGCUCAGUCAGUACAAACUAAUCUAAUCUAGUCUAAUCUAGCAUUUAUUUUGUGUGUUUAGUUACAAAUGACAAAGAAACCAAAAAUAGAAACUAAGAGUCGGCACCAGCGUCAGAAGUGCUUUACUCCAGUGGUCGUUAGUCACAAAACCUUGACCUCAAACAGCUGAUAGAUUUAGCCAUAUUUGAGCCACCUAACAUUCCAAAUAAAGGUAUAUUUAUGUAGAACUCUGUAUUAUCUUGGAGCAACACACAAGGAAAAGUGCUAGUAGAUGUGCUGCACCAUGCCUGAAACACAGCAGGCAGAUUAAGGGAGACGGAUCAUGUUCAUCUGAAAACUUAUAGGCCUCAUAACAGCUUAAACAGCCUUUAAAAAAUCUAACUUCACCUCCUCACAGUGGAUUUGUUUAUUACUCAGACAUUGGUGCUUAGUUUAACCAUUUGGAUCCUCAGCUGCAGCUGUAAUGGUGCUAUAUUUGAUAAGUAUGUAUGGAGAAAUAUAUAUAUAUAUUCUUGUUGGUCUGUAAUUUAUAACAAUCAAACUGACCUCUGACCUUUGUGAUACGUUUGUGGUAAUGUUAUUGAAAUUGUUUCUACGUGAAAA
Messenger RNA from Trichomycterus rosablanca, 4728 nucleotides. RefSeq names its product lysyl oxidase homolog 4-like. The coding region runs from base 564 to 3194 and encodes 876 amino acids. The transcript has 21 exons. Gene Ontology annotation, molecular function: protein-lysine 6-oxidase activity; copper ion binding. Gene Ontology annotation, biological process: peptidyl-lysine oxidation; collagen fibril organization. Gene Ontology annotation, cellular component: membrane. Lineage: Eukaryota; Metazoa; Chordata; Actinopteri; Siluriformes; Trichomycteridae. The record is from RefSeq and is a predicted model, not a curated record.